Messenger RNA from Aspergillus udagawae, 486 nucleotides. RefSeq names its product putative peptidyl prolyl cis-trans isomerase (CypC) (gene cyp1). Lineage: Eukaryota; Fungi; Ascomycota; Eurotiomycetes; Eurotiales; Aspergillaceae. Gene Ontology annotation, molecular function: peptidyl-prolyl cis-trans isomerase activity. Bases 1 to 486 code for a protein of 161 amino acids. Gene Ontology annotation, biological process: protein peptidyl-prolyl isomerization. The record is from RefSeq and is a predicted model, not a curated record. Gene Ontology annotation, cellular component: catalytic step 2 spliceosome. The transcript has 3 exons.
AUGGCGACUGACGUGGUGUUUGACACGAGUAUGGGCUCGUUCACGGUAGAGCUUUACAACGAGCAUGCGCCAAAGACUUGCAGGAAUUUCGCAACUCUGGCACAACGAGGUUAUUAUAACAACAUAAUUUUCCACCGCAUUAUCCCCAACUUCAUGGUACAGACCGGCGACCCUACUGGUACCGGCAGGGGAGGCAGUUCAAUCUACGGCGAGAAGUUUGAGGAUGAGAUUCACCCGGGUCUCAAGCACACAGGAGCUGGCGUCUUGAGCAUGGCGAAUAGUGGACCCAACACCAACGGCAGCCAGUUCUUCAUCACCCUUGCGCCUACACCGUGGUUAGAUGGAAAGCACACAAUUUUCGGGCGUGUGAAAAGCGGAAUGCGAGUAAUACAGCGAAUGGGACUCGUCAAAACAAAUUCCGAGGAUAGGCCGGUCGAUGAGGUCAAGAUUAUUCGCGCCAAAGUCGUGGAAGAAGGCGAGGAGUGA